Messenger RNA from Talaromyces rugulosus, 1536 nucleotides. RefSeq lists its product as uncharacterized. The record is from RefSeq and is a predicted model, not a curated record. Gene Ontology annotation, molecular function: carbohydrate:proton symporter activity. Gene Ontology annotation, biological process: transmembrane transport; carbohydrate transport. The transcript is spliced from 2 exons. Lineage: Eukaryota; Fungi; Ascomycota; Eurotiomycetes; Eurotiales; Trichocomaceae. Bases 1 to 1536 code for a protein of 511 amino acids. Gene Ontology annotation, cellular component: membrane.
AUGCCGUAUCAAACAACUGCUAAUGCUAUCGAGGCCUCCGCCAUGUACGGAUACGACUCGGCCUUUAUUGGAACCACGCUUACCUUGCCCUCGUUUGAACGCGCCUUUGGCCUAAACAAACCGGGGGGCGAGAGCGUAGACAAUUUAUCGUCAAACAUUGUGUCUACUUUCCAAGGUGGUGCUUUUUUCGGGUCUCUAUUUGGAUUUUUCUUGGCCGAGCGAUUCGGUCGUAAGCCAACAAUGCUUGUGGCCGGCUUUUUGUUUUCCAUCGGCGUGGCUCUGCAAAUGGUCGGGCAUAUCGGCCUUCUUUACGGCGGACGAGUGCUCACAGGCCUUGGAGUGGGAGGUUCGGCUAUGAUUUUGCCUAUUUAUAUUGCAGAAUGCGCUCCAGCAACUAUCCGAGGCCGGCUUGUCGGUAUCUUUGAGGUUAUGCUCCAGAUUGCGCUAGUUUUUGGCUUUUGGGUCAACUAUGGGGUGAACAAGAAUAUUUCUCCCUUGGGUGACACGCAAUGGCGGAUCCCCGUUGGUGUGCAGUUUAUACCUGCUGGGAUGCUGUUUCUAUGUCUGAGCUUUAUGCCCGAGUCUCCGCGUUGGCUAGCAUCUAAAUCAAAGAGAGUCAGCGCCUUGCGCUCUUUGUCUUGGAUCAGAAAUCUUCCAGAGACACAUGAAUAUAUUCAGCGAGAAUUGACCGUCAUGGAAGCUGGUUCCCAGCAAGAUAUUGAAGAAUCUGGAGAAGGGUGGAGACACUGGGUACAGCUUCUCCGUGAGCUCAACCAGAAAGGUGUGCGCAACCGCAUGAUCAUCAGUAUCAUGAUGAUGAUGUUUCAAAAUUUCACCGGAAUCAACGCCAUUAAUUACUACUCGCCCACUAUUUUCAAAUCAAUCGGCUUCACUGGCACAAGUGUUCAACUGCUCGCAACAGGAGUAUACGGCUUGGUCAAGAUGGGAUCAACAUUUGUCUUCGUAGCGGUAAUUGUCGAUCAUAUCGGACGUCGACCGGCACUUCUAGUUGGCUCUAUUGGGGCUGGAUUUGCCAUGUUCUAUCUCGCCAUCUACUCCAAAGUCAGCAACAGUCUGAAUAAAGAGCCACCCCGUGAUGCGGGGGCCAACUGUGCCGUGGCAAUGGUCUAUAUUUACGCUAUUUUCUACGGCUUUUCAUGGAAUGGAAUUCCAUGGUUAUUCACUGCAGAGGUUCUCCCUACACGAGUACGGACGAUGGGUAUGGCUAUAUCCGUCUGCAUGCAGUGGCUAGGACAGUUUAUAGUCGUUUACUCCCUUCCUCAUAUGAUCACUGGCAUUGGGUACGGCACGUUCUUGUUCUUUGCAUGCUGCACUGUUUUGGCAUUUGUGUUUGCCUACUUAUUUGUUCCAGAGACCAAGGGUGUAUCUUUGGAAGAUAUGCACUUGAUCUUUGGAUCGGAUGUCUCGCCCAUCGCUACCAAGGCACGCAAGAAUUAUGAUACGCACCGCGAGGACCGCCUCGAAUCGGUUAUUCGGCGCGGAAAGGAAGACGUCGAGCAGGUUGAAACGGCAUAG